AUGGGGCGACUCUUUCCCAAUGAUCGGCAGCUCCAAUUGCAAGUUGAAAGCCUCAUGAAUCACUACUGUGGAUUGGCAGAGUUACUCUACGAGAUAUCAACGAUGAUGAAAUCACAGCGGAAGUGGUCUGAAAGAGCGGCAUCUCGGUUUGAAACUAUUACUCGACAAUACGCAGAACGUUGGUUGGAGUUCAUUGCAAAGACUGGAGAUGCACCAAGCGCUAACAGUGACGAGAUGACUGUUUUCAAUAAGCUUCAUGUUCUGAGGUCUCACUUGACACCGUUUGCAAUUGCUAACCAAAUGAUUGGCCGGUGCUCGGAAGAAGGUUUUGAAUCAGCGCAUAAGUGUAUUGAAUCCAUCAUGCAUCCAUUGGUCUGCAUGACAAGCACUGAAACAAGGACCUACACAAUAUUUAAAAGGAUUAUGCUCCAGUGUCGUCCGGAAAUCGAGGCAAUCCUUCGUGAAAUUAAAGAACGGUUUACAGGCAAGAAGCGGGCUCCUUAUACAAAGACGUUGCGGGCACUCAAAUCAUCCGACAAUGCUCUAUCAGCAGCCUCUGAGCAACACUCACAGACCCUCCCAGAAGAAUUCAUUCACUCGAUCAAUGGAUAUAUUAUCAAGGAGGGGUGGAAAGAUCACUUCGAAUUCAUCUGCAUGAGUAAGGUUCCUGCAUCAUGGUCGGAUCCAUUCUCAUCGGACGAAAGCCUUGGUGGUGUUUAUCGCGCCAAUGCCGACUAUAUCUAA
Molecule: messenger RNA, 744 nt
Organism: Seminavis robusta
Lineage: Eukaryota; Bacillariophyta; Bacillariophyceae; Naviculales; Naviculaceae
Source: the annotation of a GenBank genome assembly